AUGCUACCCGCCGCGCUGCUCCGCAGGCCUGGCCUCGGCCGACUCGUGCGCCAGGCCCGCUACUACGCCGAGGCCGCCGCCGCCCCGGCCCCAGCCGCUGGUCCUGGGCAGAUGUCCUUCACCUUCGCCUCACCCACGCAGGUGUUCUUCAACGGUGCCCAUGUUCGCCAGGUGGAUGUGCCCACCCAGACGGGAUCUUUCGGCAUCCUGGCAGCCCAUGUACCCACACUGCAGGUCUUGCGGCCGGGGCUGGUCGUCGUCCAUGCUGAGGAUGGCACCAGCACCAAGUACUUUGUGAGCAGCGGCUCGGUCACAGUGAACGCUGACUCCUCCGUGCAGUUACUGGCCGAGGAGGCCGUGACCUUGGACAUGCUGGACCUGGGGGCAGCCAAGGCAAACUUGGAGAAGGCGCAGUCAGAGCUGUCAGGGGUGGCGGACGAAGCCCAGAGGGCCGAGAUCCAGAUCCGCAUCGAGGCCGGCGAGGCCCUGGUGAAAGCCCUGGAGUAG
Molecule: messenger RNA, 507 nt
Organism: Orycteropus afer afer
Lineage: Eukaryota; Metazoa; Chordata; Mammalia; Tubulidentata; Orycteropodidae
Gene: ATP5F1D
Product: ATP synthase F1 subunit delta
Exons: 4
Coding region: 1-507 (168 amino acids)
Biological process (GO): proton motive force-driven ATP synthesis
Molecular function (GO): proton-transporting ATP synthase activity, rotational mechanism
Source: RefSeq, a predicted model, not a curated record